AUGCCGAGAUUGAACUUUGAAAUCGAUGAGGCUGCUCUUCUCCAGGCGUACAAGAUCGGAUCGAUAGCUCCAACAAAGUGGGAAGAAGUGGACCAUGAGCUCGCAGACUCCGUUGCAGGCGCAAUUCUCAGCCCAUCGAUCGCCGGGGACAGUGAAGGGGAUCCCAUAGGAUUGGGAAGUUCUACUGAAGGAUUUGGAUAUGGAAACGAGUAUGCUGCCCUCUCGCUCCCUUACGUGUCACGCGAGUGUCUUGUUGACUCAAUCGCUCUCCUCGUUGUUGUUGUAGAGGCAGCUUGUCUCAUCACCUCAAAGUCUUUUGACCCGAAGGUGUUCUUGUCGACGAUGCAUCCGAACGCGACGUACCAGGAUCUUGCCAGAGGGAUUGCACAUCUGCAAAACGCCAUAGAAGCCCGGUCAGAGGCUCUUCGCAUUCUGGUGGAGGAUAAUUUUGACCGCUUCGUUGCUGUCAAAUCGACCACAGACGUUCUCUAUGCGGAAAUGAAGGAGGGUAUCUUGACACCGGGCACCCAGUUUUCUGCCUCGCCUCUCCGCGACCAUCUUAAGAAUGGUGUGCAAAAGGCUAAUCAGGUUUUCCUACCGGUCUUGGAAAACGCGUCCAAAGCUCAAAAAAUCCAGACGACGCUUUCAGUUUUCGAGAGAUCCAAGUUCUUUUUCAAUCUACCCAGUUUUAUCUAUGAAUCCAUUGAAGCGGGUCGUUACGAAAUUGCACUGCGUGACUACAAGAAAGGCAAAUAUCUGCUAGAGAAUCGACCGGGACAAUUGCUUCCCAUUGGAAACUUCAAGGACACCAUUACAGCCGAUGCAGCCGAACAGCAGCAACGUCGCAUUUUGGACAAAGUUUGGACGAGCGUUGAGAAGGCCAUUGCCCAAAUGCGAAGCGUUCUUAUUUCACAGCUGCAGGAUUCUAGCCGGAGCGUGGAAGAACAAGAAAAGACUCUUGAGGUCUUGGUAGAGUUGCAAUCGAACGAUGACCCUGUCUGGAAUUAUUUUGACAGCCACCAUAAGCAUAUCCUGGACGCCAUGAACAAAGCAUAUCGUUCUUCCGCGAAAGUGAUAGAAGCCACUAUCCAAAAGACCCUAGCCGAUACCCCAACCUCCGACUCUCUGGGAACAUCUCUCCAGACUCAACUUCAAACCGUCAUCGCAGAUCUGAUGGCGCACAAGCCUGAAACAUUAAUCGCCAAGUCCCCUGGAGAGCCAGUAUGGCAGGCCAUUCACGACAUGAUUAAAAAUAUAUCUGAAGCCAUGUUGUCGUCGCUUCCCAGCUUUUGGAAAAUCGCGAAAGGUUUCAUGGACGGGAAAUUCAAGAAGCCCGCAAACCCUCCUGCUGGAACAUCUGGAACCCGACGAAGCUUCUCACAAUGCCGGACUAUGGCUCAGGAUAUCGUCAAACUUUAUAUAACUCUUAUCUCUGAAUUUUUCAGGUUAUCUGAUGUUGCUGUUAUGACCUCUAUGGGUGGCUCCUAUAACGCCGCUCCUCUUCCUUUGGUCCCGAAGAAUACCCACUCACCAUGCACUGCUUAUUAUUUAAUCAAAAUUAAUACUGAUAUACAAGACACAGUCAAUGAAUUGAAUGCUCUCGAUAUCGCCCAAGAUACCGGAUUGAAGAGCCUGCUGGAAAGCGUGAAAUGGAGAUUCGAAGAUAUACUUAUAGAUGGGUGGCUGAGAGAUGCACGCAUGUUUUAUUGGACAGAAGCGUGGAUAACAAGUUCUACAGAUCCCUUUACUACAUGUUACCUUGCCCAAAUCGACGUUUUCCAAAGACAUAUGACUACGGCAGCGUAUAAACUUGCUGGUGGUCUUGAUGUCGGCUCUUCCUCGUCAUCGCGAGCGAAGCAGGCUCCGAUUUCCCCUAUAUUCGUGUCCAAAAUAACAAAAGCCUUCUUGGAUGCUGUGUACGCUAUCUUGGACGGCCUGGUGCUUCUAGCCUCUGACGAGUCCCCAGUGGCUCAAGGCAAAGGACCUGCUAUCCUGAAUACGGAUAGGGAGGGUAUCAACCCCAUUGAACUUCUUGACCUCAAGGACGGCGAUACUCGACUAUUGAUUGUCAUCUCAAACUUUAAUAACCUCUCUAAAUCAGUGAUACCGAGUAUGCUUCUCCAAUUGGAGAGUGCUUUCAAUACUUCCAUUGCAGAAGACAAAAAGACCUUGAUGACUGUUGUGUCAGAGCUCGACAAAACCCUCUUCGAAGGGUACGUUAAAUCAAAAUCAGAGAUUGUCACGUCCAUUCUCCGUCGCGGAAUUCUCGAGAGCGAUGUGGACUGGUACCAAACACCUCAACCCACUGAUGUUCGGCCCUACAUGUUUGAUACACUGAUGACGCUCGUGAGCGUGCAUGCGCAGGUCUGCAAUGUGGCCGAACCACUUCUGGAUCGUGCUCUGCACGCCCUCGUGGAAGAGCUUGCUGCUGAGGCGCUCCGGUGCUUCCGGCAGGUAAAACGUUUCGGCAUGGGCGGUAUGCUCAGAGCUACACUUGAAAUCGAAUUUAUGCAUCAGACAUUAGGACGAUAUGUGACCCCUGCAGCGGCCAAGCUGCUGACUGAGCUUUACAACCGUAUCUCCCAGGCUUACUCUCGGCGCCCUGGUGAUGAAAAUCUCCAGGCCAACUUGGAUGGUGUCAAGAAAACUCUCGCGGAGACCCGCCGUGCCACGGGCAUCGAGUUCCUAUGUUUCAGGCAGUCCAAGUCAUCCACUUCUUCGAGCAGUCGUGGAGGAACGUCGGCCCCCCGGCCCCGAGACAAGGCUCCAUCACGCAGCGAAAGAACGUAA
Messenger RNA from Psilocybe cubensis, 2790 nucleotides. RefSeq lists its product as uncharacterized. The transcript has 15 exons. Gene Ontology annotation, biological process: Golgi to plasma membrane transport; exocytosis. The coding region runs from base 1 to 2790 and encodes 929 amino acids. The record is from RefSeq and is a predicted model, not a curated record. Lineage: Eukaryota; Fungi; Basidiomycota; Agaricomycetes; Agaricales; Agrocybaceae. Gene Ontology annotation, cellular component: exocyst.